Paramisgurnus dabryanus is the source of this 1938-nucleotide messenger RNA. RefSeq names its product gamma-aminobutyric acid type A receptor subunit pi (gene gabrp). Gene Ontology annotation, molecular function: extracellular ligand-gated monoatomic ion channel activity; transmembrane signaling receptor activity. Gene Ontology annotation, biological process: monoatomic ion transmembrane transport. NCBI's taxonomy places the organism in Eukaryota, Metazoa, Chordata, Actinopteri, Cypriniformes, Cobitidae. The record is from RefSeq and is a predicted model, not a curated record. Gene Ontology annotation, cellular component: membrane.
UUCAGAGCCGAGAUGAGUGUAAGAGAAGACAUGCUUGGAUGGGGAAUAGAUGAUGCGAUGUGCUAAACAGUAAGGGCUUCAGAUACAAGAAAACAGACAACUCUGGAGAAAAAGACUCAAAGAAAACAUUCAGUAAGGAUUAAGAACAACCUUGGAUCCAUUUGACUGGGACACUUACAGUGAAAGAGACCAAGAGGUCUAGGACACUCCUUUGCAUCUCAGAUCUGCGCAGCAUCUGCCAACCCAUCACGUGAUGCUGCUGUAUCUUCUGUUCUGGACAAGUUUCUUUCUGUUGUUUACAAAUGGUGAAAGAGGGUUUUCUGGAAAUCAGUAUGGAGAAUGGAAUGAUUCCCAACUUCAGCCCACAAUACAGAAGCUGAUGAAAGGAUAUAACCGAUACUUGAGGCCAAACUUUAAUAAGGGUCCUGUUGAAAUCGGAAUGAGUUUGGAUAUCGCCAGUAUAGAUGCCAUUUCUGAGAUUAACAUGGACUACACAGCCACUAUUUUUCUAAGGCAACGAUGGCGAGAUUCCAGGCUUGUAUUCCCUGGAAAUGAAAGUGUGAGUCUGGAUGGAAGGCUAGUUUCCUUGCUGUGGAUUCCGGAUACGUUCAUCCCUGAUUCUAAACGUUCUUUUCUCCAUGAUGUCACUGUGGAAAAUAGACUCAUCCGGAUCUUUAGCAAUGGAACUGUGCUGUACGCUCUCCGUAUAACAGCAACCAUCGCCUGCAACAUGGAUCUUACCAAGUAUCCAAUGGAUAGACAAGAAUGCACCUUGCAACUAGAAAGCUGGGGUUAUAAUAUACAAGAUGUGGUAUUUUACUGGACCCGAGGGAAUGACUCAGUGAAGGGCUUAACUACAUUGCGUUUGGCCCAGUAUAGUAUAGAGAGCUACUACACGACUGUGUCUGAGGCUGUGUAUGAAACAGGUGUUUACCCAAAGCUAGUGCUGCAUUUUGCUUUGCGUAGAAAUGUUCUCUUCUUCAUCCUGGAAACAUAUGUGCCAUCAACACUGCUGGUGGUUUUGUCAUGGGUGUCUUUCUGGAUCAGUCAGUCCUCUGUACCAGCUCGCACCUGCAUCGGGGUGACAACCGUUCUUACGAUGACCACACUAAUGAUGGGUGCCAGGACCUCACUGCCCAAUGCCAACUGUUUCAUUAAGGCCAUUGAUGUCUAUCUCGGCAUCUGUUUCACCUUCAUCUUCGGAGCUCUGCUGGAAUAUGCUUGUGCUCAUUUCUGCACCAUGCAACACCAGACUAUUGUAGAUGUGCAGAGGGAACUUCUGAAAGAAUUCAAGGAAUCAAAUGGUACACAUUUGGUCAAUUCAGCAUCACCCAAAAAGAAAGAAACAAAAGACACUGCAGAGCAAGAAACAAAUGACCAAUCUGUAAUGUGUGACGGGGAUGAAUCGGUAGCAGAGAAGGAGAAAGGGUGUGGCUUGUCCUCUGUAAAGCAAAUGUAUCGCAAGUCAGCUUCUGUGAUGAGUGUUGAGAAUCCUCACAACAUUGACAGACACUCGCGCAUACUGUUCCCAAUGGCGUUUUUCAUCAUCAAUGUCUUCUACUGGCUGUACUAUCUUUUAUUCUAAUGGAUGGAAAUUCAACCUUUCACAUUUUCAUAAAUGACUUGAGUAUUGCACAAAUGACUGAAAAGAGAAAGAGCUGCUGAUUACAACAUCAAUUCCAGUUGAACAGUGCCACAUUAUGUUGUUUAUUGUUGCAUUGUUUCUAAGCAACAAGAAAGAUUACACGAACACACAUAAAUCUUCAUAUUGACUCAUCUGGACACAGGAGACAAGAACAAUUGCUUUGACAUUAUUGAUUUAUAAGGGGUCCAAUGCCUAUACAUCUGCUUAUUGCUUUAUUUAUUGUAUGAUUAAAAAACGUAAUGCAUUAUAGUGAUGUUGUAAACUCUAUAAGCACUGACCACAUUAAAGGUAAU